AUUGCAAAGAAUUGCAAAAAUCAUAAAGUCAACAACUACAACAACGGCAACAGCAACACUUACUAUCGUUAAGACACUUUGUUUGUUCGCGGUUGGUUUGGCCCUGUUUCAUUUUUUGUAGUGCAGCCAGCUACCCAGCCAGCCAGCAACCGGUGCAGUUCUCUGAAUAGAAAACGAAUUUAUAAAAAGCCUACAAAAUGCCUAGAAGAGAACAGUUUCAUUUAAGUGGGCGUUGGAAACGGUGGUGAUUUCAUGUUAAUCAGGCAACAAGUGCAAGAGAACCCAAAGUUUUAAGUGAGCUAAGGAAAUUGAAAAGGACCUCAAAAGGACUUAAGGAUAAUAUAAAAAAAUAACCCUUAGAAGAGGGAUAAGAAACGUGAAAAAUAAUAAACAAUUUCCAAUAAAAAAAUAGAAAACAAAUGAAAAAUUUUAAGAAUUUUUCCGAGAAACCCAACAAGUGCUGAAAGUGAAAACACCCCCAAUAACAACAAAACACCCUAAUGAGUGAUUCCAUUUGAUGGGUUUGAUGAAUCGUACACAACUUUUUGACAACUCUAAAACUCUCCCCUUAUCCUUUCCCCAUUAAAUUUUCACAUCUCCCAUCCCCGAGGACCUACCCGCCUUGCCUGAUACUAUGCAAAAUACUGAUGUCAACGAUAAUAUCGAUUCAACAAACAAAAAGUUUGAAACCUGGCCUGGUACUCAACCAGCCUCAUUGGAGCUAUUACCCAGUGCAGUGACCACAGCGGAGAGUAGUAAUCCAGAAUUAGUGGAAUCUUCGCGUGCCAUACACUCUGAUCCCGAGGAAAGGCAAACCAAGGAAAAGGUUCGUUCUCGUUUCUCCUCGGCUCUAAGGAAAUUAUCGCGAUCCACAAGGAAAAAGGACAAAUCCGCGGCAAUCAAAGGAUCCUUGGACGCGGCUGCCUCAGAUGUAAUUCUGUCCAGUGAUGCUGAUGACAUAGCCAGCGGAGAACAAUUGGCGGCCACUAAAGUCAAAACAAAAAAGAAAAAAUCCUCUUUAUUUGGUUUGAAAAAAUCCAAGGUUGCUCCCAAAAAGGAUUGUGGUGAGGAGGAGCCUCAAACGUUGCGCAUUUUGGAACCCCUUUUCCAUGACACAGAAAAUGAAGUUGUGGUGACCACAGAACGUCUAUCGCCAACCGAGGGAAAACGUAAGGUGCAAAUAACCAUCAAGUCCAAAAAAAUUGAAAAAGUGGCGGAUACCGCGGAUAGCACACAGAGGCGCCCAACAUCACCAUCUCCAAGUCCAGCGUUAUCACAACCCUCACCCUCGACAACACCGACAACAACCCCACCUUUGGGCAGAGCAUUGAAAAACGAUAGUGACACCAACGCCACCACCACCACCCCAGCUAGGGAAGAUAAAAAGAAAACACUCAAAGGUAAAUUAAAAACUCAAACGUCACAGAAACCCACCACACCCACACAACCGCAAACGAAGAAAGAAGAGAAAAUCGUUAUCACUCAAAGUUCUAAAGAUAUUCCACCACGAGACAAGGCACCCGCCAAACCCUCCCGUCUAGCACAGCAGCAGCAGCCUCAACAGCCCCCUUCUACUAGUCACUCAACCUGUACCAGCAGCAAUACCAACACCGGAGGUGCAGUACGCAAAACAGCAACCACCACAAGGGCAGCCAUAAAAUUGGUAACGGCUGCAAAAUCCAAAAAGAAAUCGGAGGCGAAUAAAACAAACGCCGCCAAACAGCAAACAGGAGGUGGAAAAGGAUCUGCCACAAAAGCCAGCGACAACAACAACUCCACCGCCGCCACCACAACGGCAGCUGCUGCUGCCGGUGACAACACCGCUUCGGAUACAAAAGAAAGCGAUUUAAUGAUAAAUCCACAAAGAGGUCAUAGAUUUCCAAGACCUACAUCAACAGAGUCUACAGAUAGAUCGCACGAAGCUGUGGGAACGCCAGACUCAAAGAAUUCCGCAAUAUCAGCAUCCCCGCCGUCACCACAGGCGACAACACCACUGCCAGCAACUGCAACGGCAGCCGAUUCAAAUCUAACGCCGCCCAACAACCCAGCCACCCAACCGCAAAGAAACGAAAUUCAAUCUGUAACAGAUUCGUUGUCUGCAACCAACGCUUCAUUGCCAGCCAAUCAAGCAUCUCCGUCAGCGCAUCAGCAGACGUCGACGCCACCGCCGCCGCCCCAACAGCCAUCGCCUACAUCUCAAGAUAAAUCAGUUCAUAUCUUAACGCCAAAUCAAACAGACGAUCACAUCUCGUUAGCGGAAAGCGCCCAACCCAGUGCAACAUCAACGGAAGACAUAACACCCAAGGAUACAACAUCCGUCCAUCCAACGGUACGCUUCACCCUGGGCAAUCGUGUACGACCACCGCUGAUUAUUGCCAAACAGCUAGCCUACGAACCCUCAUCGCAGGAGCCCUAUUCCAUUGAACAUCACAGUGACGACGACGAUUCAGACGAUACGCCCGACAGUGACGACAGUCGUCGACGACGCAUCCGUUAUAUUGCCACCACACCAUCGGGUGAAAACGAACCGCCCACACUCUAUGACGAAUUCGAUAAUCUCGAAUUGAAGCAUAAAUAUUUCCGUUAUCAUUCGGGCGUCAGUGAUCUGUCAUUGGAUUCGCACAACAACGAGGAUAUACAGAAAUUGAGUACGGAAUUACAGCAACAGAUGCCCGCAUUCGGAGACUUGACAAUGGAUCAGGAAUGUGAACCGACUAUAAUGACAUCAGCAAAUGCCGAAAAACGCGAGCAUCUCUAUAAAAUUCUAGUCAUCGGUGAGCUGGGCACGGGCAAGACAUCGUUCAUCAAACGUUAUGUCCAUCAGUUUUUCAGUCAAAACUAUCGGGCAACAAUCGGUGUUGACUUUGCCUUGAAGGUUCUGCACUGGGAUCCCAACACCAUUGUACGCCUUCAAUUGUGGGAUAUUGCCGGACAGGAACGUUUCGGCAAUAUGACCCGAGUGUAUUACAAAGAAGCCGUCGGUGCCUUUAUUGUAUUCGAUGUGACACGCAGCGGUACAUUCGAUUGUGUUAGUAAAUGGAAAGAGGAUUUAGACUCGAAAGUUCAGCUGCCGGAUGGCAGUCCGAUUCCAUGUAUAUUGCUGGCCAAUAAGUGCGAUCAAGAUAAACAGGGCAUGGUAACAAAUGCCGAGAAAAUGGAUGAAUAUGUUAAGGAGCAUGGCUUUGCUGGAUGGUUCGAAACAUCCGCCAAGGAGAACAUUAACAUAGAUGAGGCAGCUAGAGCUUUAGUUAAUAAGAUAUUACUUAAUGAUAAAUUGAUCAGUGCCGCCGAUUUAGCCGAUAGCGAAAAAUUCAAUCUCAACCAGACCGGAGAUCAGACACUAAACGAUGAGAAGAGUAAAUGUUCCUGUUGAUUGAUUGUUUGCAACAACAUCAAAAUGAAAAUGGUUUCAUGAAAGCUUUCAACAGUACCCGCUCGCUCCUGUGCAUGGGGGACAUUUGGACCUAUGGAACAUACGUUUAGAAAGGCCAUUAUUAUUAUUGGCACCAACCCUCCUCCCACUAACAUUAAGUUUUAUAGUAUGUAGGGUCAUUUUUUAUAUUAAUAUAUAAUCUAUAAUAUACCGAGGAGACACACACACCCAGCUAAACAUACAUAUAUACAUACUUACAUACAUAUAUAGAAUAAUAUAGAUUAGCAUAUAAGCAAUUUUAGAAGAUGAAGAAUUAUAUCCUUGCUGUUGCAAGUGAGUCUCAGCAAGAAUAUGAAUAUUUUUAUACGUAUUGUCAUCUCGAUUUUUUUUUUGUAAGGUCCAUUUUUAGCAUUGUCGGAAAAUUAUAUAUACAUCUAGGCCUUCUAUAAGUAUUCUUGAAACAGCCAUUUUCCAAAAUCCAUUAUUAAUGGUUUCAAUUGUCAAUAUUUGUUCGUCGGGAUUCAGUCAGCAAAAAUGUUAUGAAAGAGAAGGGACAUAAAUGAGGGAAGAGAAGACUCUUCCGGUAGUUUAAUUUUCAAAAUUAUUAAGCGACGGUUUCUCUAUGACGAUAGGAAAGUGAACUUGAACUAUGAGCAUUUUUUUAAUUAAAUAAGAAUCAAAAAUUUAAAAAAAAAUGUAAAGAAUUGAUUUUUCUCUUUCAAGUUUCCUUUCGCAUCGUCAUAGAGAAACAGGUCUUUUUGAAAGUUUUUCUUAAGAAGUUCUUCUUUUUUACCUGUAAAUGCCUUCUGCUUUAAGACAGCUCUUAGAAAGAAUUAUUUUAUCAAUAGAAAACCCUUGCUAUUAAAGGCGUUGGAAAAUCUUUUGAAGGUAUUCUACUCCUGAAAAAUGUUUAAAGAGUAUUCUAUUGCCGAAUACCUUUAGUAUACAUUUUUGGAUCCGAAAGAUCUGGAUCUUUAAAAUAACGAUUUUCAGUCUAUGUUCUUUCUUUCAUAAAUUUUGUUUGUAUCUGAAACCCAACUAAUUUUAUUUGUUUAUAAACGAAUUUUAUUGUAGCCAUAUGUUGUUUUAAACACAGUAAACAAUUACAAUUACAGUAAACAAUUACAUGUAUACAAACUAACAUUUUAAUGAGAUAAUUACAAAAAAAUGUUUUAUCAAAUACUUAAAAUUAACAAUUGUCUCUCAAUUAUUUCUCCUAACAUUGGAUCUUUGUAUUUAUUGUGUGCAUUUUUUAUUUUUAUCUUUAUAUUUAUGAAAAAAAUGUGUUUAUUUGUUGAGUUUUUUUUUAUCAUUUCCACUCUUUGGUUUAGAUUUAAGCAAAUUUGUUUUAUGCUUGUAUUUAUUGUUUGCCUUGUUUUAUAUUGAAAAUUAAUUUGGGCCUCUUUAUAUCACCAAAAAUUUUAUAAUAAAAAUAUCGUUUCUUUGGUGUUUACUAAA
Musca domestica (house fly) is the source of this 4831-nucleotide messenger RNA. RefSeq lists its product as uncharacterized. The transcript has 4 exons. Gene Ontology annotation, cellular component: Golgi apparatus; trans-Golgi network; vesicle. The record is from RefSeq and is a predicted model, not a curated record. Gene Ontology annotation, biological process: vesicle-mediated transport. Lineage: Eukaryota; Metazoa; Arthropoda; Insecta; Diptera; Muscidae. Gene Ontology annotation, molecular function: GTPase activity; GTP binding. The coding region runs from base 635 to 3373 and encodes 912 amino acids.